AUGGCUCCGAGCCGGGCGCUGCUGCCCGCGGCUCUGCUGGCGCUGGCGCUGAGCCCGGGACCCGCGGCCGCGCUGCCGUGCAUCGCUGACUGCCCGGCGGGUACGUUCGUAGCGAGCCCGGACUGCGGACGGGGAGCGGGCGCGUCCUGCCAGCCCUGCCCGACCGGCACCUUCUCCAGCGCGGCGGGACGCGGCGGCUGCAGAAUGUGUCGGCGGUGCGAAGGUCCAUUUCAGUAUUUAAAAGAGUGUUCCUCAACAAGUGAUGCUGAAUGCACAUGCAAGGAGGGCUAUAGCUGUGGCAAUGACGGCUGCACCUACUGCAUCCGAAGCUGUGGUGUGGGCAAGGAGAGCACCAAGAACGGCUGCCAGACUUGCCCCUAUGGAACCUUUAAUGAUCAACCCAAUGGCUCCUGUAAAAACUGGACAAUGUGCUCUGAUAACCAAGUCCUGGAGCCUGGAACUCCAGCAAAAGAUGUCAUUUGCAAACACGCUUCAGUUAAUCCCACUUCAGUCACUACUCUACCUACCACAUCUCUUGAAAUGCCAUUUUCUAUCACUGUGCCAGGGAACGAUGUUCAGACAGACACAAUCAGGAUUUCUGUCGCUGUGGCUGGGCUGUCGUGCAUAAUGUUUCUCCUGCCUUUGUGCAUCUGCUUCAGUGUCUGGCAUAAAAAGAAACUACACACUGCCUUCAAGAAAAUACACACACCUGAACAGUCAAUUCAGGAAGAUGAUGCCUGCAGCUGCCACUUCCCUGAGGAAGAACAAGGUGAAUAUCAGGACCCUGGCAAAUCCACAGAAUUCAGAGAUCUUCUGGUGCACUAGAAACUGAACUGUCCAAGUCAGCCACA
Molecule: messenger RNA, 851 nt
Organism: Cinclus cinclus
Lineage: Eukaryota; Metazoa; Chordata; Aves; Passeriformes; Cinclidae
Gene: TNFRSF9
Product: TNF receptor superfamily member 9
Exons: 7
Coding region: 1-825 (274 amino acids)
Biological process (GO): regulation of cell population proliferation
Cellular component (GO): external side of plasma membrane
Molecular function (GO): cytokine binding; signaling receptor activity
Source: RefSeq, a predicted model, not a curated record